Sus scrofa (pig) is the source of this 2998-nucleotide messenger RNA. RefSeq names its product mitochondrial import inner membrane translocase subunit Tim23 (gene TIMM23). NCBI's taxonomy places the organism in Eukaryota, Metazoa, Chordata, Mammalia, Artiodactyla, Suidae. Gene Ontology annotation, molecular function: transmembrane protein transporter activity. Gene Ontology annotation, cellular component: TIM23 mitochondrial import inner membrane translocase complex. The record is from RefSeq and is a predicted model, not a curated record. Gene Ontology annotation, biological process: protein import into mitochondrial matrix.
UCUUGCUCCGUUCACUUUCCCACCACCGGAAAGCUGCCGUCAGGCGCUUCCGGUUUCCGGGACGUACGCUGUCGCAAAGCGGAAAUGUGAGGUUUAGGUGCUGCCGGCGCCCGGAAGGUCAGCGUGUGAAGGAGGUGGUGGUAACGCGGGUUUCACCCGCUGUUACAGAGGAGCAACGGCCGAGCGGACGAUCCCGGCCUGAGCAGCGGGGAGAAGCAGACCGGUAGUUUGCUGCAGUACCAUGGAGGGCGGUGGAGGAAGCGGCAACAAAACCACAGGGGGAUUGGCCGGCUUUUUCGGAGCCGGCGGAGCUGGCUACUCGCACGCGGAUCUGGCGGGAGUCCCGCUAACUGGUAUGAAUCCUCUGUCUCCUUAUUUAAAUGUGGAUCCACGAUAUCUUGUGCAGGACACAGAUGAGUUUAUUUUGCCAACUGGAGCUAAUAAAACCCGGGGCAGAUUUGAACUGGCCUUCUUUACCAUUGGAGGAUGUUGUAUGACAGGGGCUGCAUUUGGGGCUGUAAAUGGCCUACGGCUAGGAUUGAAGGAAACCCAGAACAUGGCCUGGUCCAAACCAAGAAACGUACAGAUUUUGAAUAUGGUGACUAGACAAGGGGCACUUUGGGCUAAUACUCUAGGUUCUCUGGCUUUGCUCUAUAGUGCAUUUGGUGUCAUCAUUGAGAAAACAAGAGGUGCAGAAGAUGACCUUAACACAGUAGCAGCUGGAACCAUGACAGGCAUGUUAUAUAAAUGUACAGGUGGUCUUCGAGGGGUAGCACGAGGUGGUCUAGCAGGACUAACACUUACGAGCCUCUAUGCACUAUAUAAUAAUUGGGAGCACAUGAAAGGCUCCUUACUGCAACAGUCACUCUGAAGAUUCUGCUAGUUUAUGAAUGGAGGACACUUUAGUAGUCAUCCAGACCAAUUUAUAAAUCAGUCUGGAGUCAUUCACUCUUCUAUCUACAAUUAGUUUGAGAAAUUGGAGACUCCAAUUUGCUGGGAUGAAGAUCAUGGAUAGCUGACCAGGAUUGGCACUCCUUCCAGCCAUGAAUGAGUUGAAGCCAAAACCCUCUGGCAGCUGAGUAAUGUGGUUCUCUUCUCCUUUGAAGAUCUUGCACCUCUUUUCUCUCCUACUCCUUGGAAAACCACUUACUCCCAGAAUUCAGGUCAUCUUGUUGUCAAUACUGUAUCACCACAUGUAUUCAUUUAAUGAUCCAAGACUGUAAUACUGCCCUGUAUUCCCAAUAAAGGGUGAAAAUAGAACCAAAGUCCUAACUCCAACACAGCAUUUAAAACUAUCUUUGCGUCUCCAUUUAAAACUAUCUUUCUAGUUAGAGUUGCUCUUGGCAUUUGUUUCUGCUCCACUAGGCUAAAACACAUGAAAAUCUCUGAUGAAAUGAAGGGCUACUAACAUCAUUAGCAUCUAGGUUAAAAUUCUUCUUCAACAGAGUUGACACUAAACCACCUUGGAUUGGAGUUCCCGUUGUGGCGCAGUGGUUAACGAAUCCGACUAGGGACCAUGAGGUUGUGGGUUCGAUCCCUGGCCUUGCUCAAUGGGUUAAGGAUCUGGUGUUGCCGUGAGCUGUGGUGUAGAUUGUAGACUCGGCUUGGAUCCCACGUUGCUGUGGCUCUGGUGUAGACCAGUGGCUUCGGCUCCAAUUGGACCCCUAGCGUGGGAAUCUCCUAAUGCCGCGGAAGUGGCCCUAGAAAAAGGCACAAAGACAAAAAAAAAAAAAAACAAGAUAUUUUGGAUUUACCAUUAUAUCAUUAGUGUACUGUGCUAGAACAGUCUGUCCAACAGUCAUGAUUAAUUCUGUAUGCAUUAACUCAUCACUGGGGGUAAUUAGAAAAAGAAAUAAUGGGACAAGAGCUGUUCUUAAGGCUUGGGAAAGCUAAAGAAAGGACAAGUUAACUUAAUUCCUGAGUUUGUUUUCUCAUCUGUGAAUGUAAUCAGCAAGACUGCACUGCAGAUUACACACAUAAUUACUAAACAACUGGUGGCUCUUGUGAUUAGAAAAGUACAGUAGGGCCUUUUUUGAUGCAUCUAGUAAGAAUUUGGCAGAAAAGCACUGAACCUUAGCUGAAGUCUUCUAGUUUAAAAAUAAAGGAAAAGAAGCAGUUAAUAUAUUUUACCUGUGACAGAGCAGAUUAAAAAGUAAAAACCAUUCUCUUGCGGCACAGUGGGUUGAGGAGUCCAGUGUUGUCAAUGCAGCAGCUCAGGUUGCUGCCAUGGCAUGAGUUCGGUCCCUAGCCUAGGAACUUCCACAUGCUGCAGGUGCAGCCAAAAAAUAAAUAUAAGUGGGUGUGAAGAAUUUGCAAGAGAAGAACUGGAAACAGAAGUUCAAGAUACAUAAAAUACACUGAUACUGUAAGUGAAUAUAAGUUUUUUUUUAUGUUCAAGUGUUUCUAAGCUGUACUCCUAACCAAAGGAUGUUACAUUUAUAUACUGUUGUGUUUUACAAAUACACGUGACAACUAUAUGGCUAUAAUGCUUUUAAUGGAGGGUGGUACAAAAUGCAUCAAUGCAAAAGAAUGUUUUAUGUACUCAUUAGCAUAGUGAUUAAUGUAAAUUAGAGAUACACAAUGUGUUAAACCUUAAAAUCUACAAAGUUUCCUGCAACCUAAAAUAAUGUAAAAGAUUCCUUAAGUUUUUACCCACCACCUUUAAAGUUCUAAAUGGUAUCUGGGGGAACUGAAAAAAUACGUUUGUUUCAGCUAUGGUUCAAGAUUUCUAAUGAAGUUCUAUGGUAAUGACACUGGGACUGCAGUUUCCCUAAAAGGGCUUUCUGGAUGACAUCACAAACUUCUAUUUCCAAUAACAUAUUGGCAAGCUGAAUGGCUUAAUAAUUUAAUAGCCUGGAAAGCAGCUAAAAUGUCUCAGAAUAUUAAAACAUUGUAUAUGUGCCAUUUCUCUCCUACAGAGAAACUCUUUAAAGCAUGGUUAUAACUUUAAAGAUACUAAGGAAGUACCAAUAGUUUUCAUAAAGCUUCAAUAAACACC